Molecule: messenger RNA, 4401 nt
Organism: Salmo salar (Atlantic salmon)
Lineage: Eukaryota; Metazoa; Chordata; Actinopteri; Salmoniformes; Salmonidae
Product: proton channel OTOP2-like
Biological process (GO): proton transmembrane transport
Cellular component (GO): membrane
Molecular function (GO): proton channel activity
Source: RefSeq, a predicted model, not a curated record
GAGUGGACGGUUAGGUGUUCACACAACUCUGAUGAGUACAGACAUACUUUCUGAACUCAUUAGAUCUUCUCCCUUUGGAUAGGAUAUGACAUUUUGAACAGAGCGAGCUUGGAUUGUAACAAAUCACAAACAAACUGUGGACUAGACCUUUACAGAAUGAGAAACAUCAUGCACUUGACCUUUGGCUUCUUUUCAUGCCAAUCCAGCAAGAUGACGGCUAAAGCUGAGAUGGAAGCUGAGGAGGGCUACAUAUCCCCCCCGCCCACCCUCCCUUCCACCCCGUGUUCCAUCCACUUGGGAGUCCAGGCGGGCAGUAUGAGGAGGGGGAGCGACGUCCUCUCAACCAGCAGGGGCAUGGUGAGGGAGAGGGGCCGUAACCGCAGCUGGCUACUCUCUAGCAUCAUCACGGUCAACGUCCUGAUCCUAGGUAUUGCUCUGGUCAGUGGCAGUGUCUUCAACAACGUCAAGAUCAACGCCAUCAAUCUGCAGAUCUUCCUCAUCGUCCUCGUCAUCCUCACCACUGCCUGGAUGCUGUACUACACCAUCUACACAUCCAGGGAAGAUCAUGCUGUGCUCUACAAGGAUAGCCAUGCCGGGCCUGUGUGGCUCAGGGGUGGACUAGUGCUGUUUGGCAUAUGCAGUCUGAUUAUGGACGUGUUUAAGAUUGCUAACUACGUAGGCUACCUGCACUGUGACUCUGCUGUGAAGAUAGCAUUCCCUGUCGUACAAGCUGUAUUCAUACUUGUCCAGACAUACUUCCUCUGGCUCCACGCUAAAGACUGUGUACAACUACAACGGAACAUAACUCGCUGUGGGCUGAUGUUGACUCUGUCUACCAAUCUGAUGUUGUGGAUGGCAGCAGUAACAGAGGAGUCCCUACACCAGACUGUUGUUCCACCAGAGGACGGCAACAGCACACAUUCCGAUGACAUCAGAGCCCCUGGUGGAUACAGCAGCUGUAACUGCAGCCACUCUGCCUGUGCCAUCUUAGAGAAAGCCUAUUACUACCUGUACCCCUUCAACAUCGAGUACAGCCUGUUUGCCUCGGCCAUGGCCUACGUCAUGUGGAAGAACGUGGGCCGCCUGGUAGAUGAGCACAACCACCGAUCGCUCCAUUUCCGCUUGAAGGACGUGCUGGUGGGGCCUGCGGUCGGGCUGGUCAUGCUGGGGGCGGGCCUGGGAACCUUCGUCAUCUACGAGGUGGACGUGGAGAAGGGGGACCCGGGGAAACGUGACACGGCGCUGAUGAUACACUACGUGAUGAACACGGUGGCUGUGACGCUCAUGUCCGUCUCGACCGUGGCUGGUUGCGGCAUCUACCGGCUGGAUCAGAGGGACCACGUGUCGGGGAAGAACCCCACACGGAGCCUGGAUGUAGGCUUGCUGAUCGGCGCCUCAAUCGGACAGUUCACCAUCUGUUAUUUCACCAUUGUGGCUGUGGUGGCAACGGGGGCCGAGGGCCACCUCAACGCUCUCAACCUGGCUGUCUCCCUGCUCACUGUGAUCCAGCUCUGCCUGCAGAACAUCUUCAUCAUCGAGGGCCUGCAUCGCGAGCCCUUCCACGAAGACAUGCACCAGGCCUCCGUAUUCACAAACCCAUACGUCCUUCAAGCCCAAGCACAUAGAGACAUACACAACCUCCCAGGGACAUUCAUGGAGACCAAGUCGUCCCCGGCCCUCACAGUUCACAGUAUGCAUGUUGCUCCUUCUGCUCCUUCUGGCUCCCCCCUGCCUCAACGCCAUAGGCUGACAUGGAAGAGGAGAGCCCUGAAGGAGAUCUGUGCAUUUCUGCUGCUCUGCAACAUCCUUCUCUGGAUCAUGCCGGCGUUUGGCGCCCGCCCUCAGUUUGACAACACGAUUGGAGCAGAGUUCUACGAGUUCACCAUGUGGGCGGCUGUUGUGAAUAUCGGACUCCCCUUCGGAAUCUUUUACCGUAUGCACUCAGUCGCCAGCCUCUUUGAGGUCUUCCUAACCUCCUAAGCUGGAAAAUUACAGAAACAAUUCUGAACAAUUUUUUGUAUAAUAUUUUUUAUUAAAUAUUAUUAUAAAAUAUAUUUUAUUCCCACAACAAAUACAAACGUAUACAUAUGAACAACCAUUUACAGACGCACACAAACAACAGCUACAUCUCCUCUGCUCAGACCUGCAUGCUCACAUGCCCAUCCCUAGAACAACAGCUACAUCUCCUCUGCUCAGACCUGCAUGCUCACAUGCCCAUCCCUAGAACAACAGCUACAUCUCCUCUGCUCAGACCUGCAUGCUCACAUGCCCAUCCCUAGAACAACAAUGUCAUCUCAUCUGCCCAGACCUGCAUGCUCACAUGCCCAUCCCUAGAACAACAGCUACAUCUCCUCUGCUCAGACCUGCAUGCUCACAUGCCCAUCCCUAGAACAACAGCUACAUCUCCUCUGUCCAGACCUGCAUGCUCACAUGCCCAUCCCUAGAACAACAGCUACAUCUCCUCUGUCCAGACCUGCAUGCUCACAUGCCCAUCCCUAGAACAACAGCUACAUCUCCUCUGCCCAGACCUGCAUGCUCACAUGCCCAUCCCUAGAACAACAGCUACAUCUCCUCUGCUCAGACCUGCAUGCUCACAUGCCCAUCCCUAGAACAACAGCUACAUCUCCUCUGCCCAGACCUGCAUGCUCACAUGCCCAUCCCUAGUGCCUGCAUUAUUGUUUGCCACUUAGCCUUAAAUUGUACCAAUUUGUUUUUCUCGGAAGCCCAUGCUAUUUAGACAUUUCAAUAAUAAAUCAUUAGAUGUUUCCAUUGUGUUAGUGAUGGCGGGUUGAUUUCCAAGUUUUUAGUAUACAUAUUUUCAAGAUGAAUGAUAAGAAGAGAAUCAUCCAGCCCAUUAGGUAUCUCACUACCCUCCCAUAUGCCAUGUCUUGAAAUGUCCAGACAGAGGGAUUAAAAGUAAGUUUACAUUGUAAUGCUUCUGACAGCCAAUUUUCUAGCUCUCUCCAUAACUUUUGGACUUUAUAGCAUUCCCAGAAAGCAUGGAUUAUUGAGUUAUUAUUAAUGUUACACUUCAGACAUGACUCUGCCAUUGUGCUGAAUAAUUUUUUUAUUCUGUCUCUUGUAUCAAAAAUAUCUAUACGUUAAUUUAUACUGGAUUAAGCGUAAUUUCGUUAGCUAUGCUCCAACUUUCCCUCCUUCUUGUGUCAACAUCAAUUAUUUUUAAGUCUUGGUUCCAAUAGCUUAUAUAUUUUUCUAAGAGAUAGUCAGUUGGAUAUGCUCUCUGCAAGGUUUUGUAUAUCUUUCCAAUCAUAUGAACAUCAUUUUCUGACUCAAAUUUGUUUUAAAUAAGGUUGCUCUGAUGUCCAAAUGAUUUCAAAUUGAAAUUUUGUUAUAUGUAACUUAAGUUGCAUGUAUUUGAAAAUAUCUACAUUGGUCAGUACAAACUUACUUUUAAAUUAUGUCAUUUAUUUCCUGUUAUCAAGUCAUUUACAGUUUCAAUGCCUUUAGUUUUCCAUGUGUACCAAUUUAUCAGUGAAUUCUGAAAAGCUAUCCAAGGAUUGUUCCAUAAGGUUGUGUUUUUAGGGAGUGGUGUUGGUUCUUGUAGAAUAUGUUACAUUUUCUUCCAUAUUGUUAUAUUGUUCGUAUCUAUGAAGUUGUUCAUGUUCUUAGCUUUAUCCUUUGAACAUAAACAUGUAAAAAGAUUCUGAGGAUGAAUGCGCAUCUUCAAUAUUUACCCAUUGUUCAUCUUUAGUGUAUUUAACUAUAUGUCGCAAGUAAAAGCCUUGCAUAGCGAGUUGAUACAAUUCCAAGUCUGGAAGGUUAAAACCACCCUCAAAUUUAGGAAGAUGUCAAACUUUCCUUUCUAUUCUAUUUAUUUUAUUUGCCCAUAAAGUCUGUAAUGACCGAGUAUACUUUUUGUAUUAUUAUUAUUCGCCACGGUAAUUGGUAUUACUGAAAAUAAAUACAAAAACUUUGGGAGCCAUGCCAUUCUGAAGAGGUUUAUUCUACCUGUAAGAUUUAUGGGAAGAUUGUUCCAUUUAAUUAGAUUAGCUUUCAUAUUGUUGAGUAAUGGAAUAAAGUUAUCUUUAUACAUUUGUUGUUUGUUGUCACUUAUUAAGCAUCCUAAGUAAAAACCUGACGUCUACUUAAAGGAUUGCUGUAGGUCAUGAGUUAUUAUUUUCCUAUUGCCAUUAUUUCUGUUUUUCCCAGAUGUUUUUGAGAUUUUAAAGUAUUCUGAAAAUAUUUUUAGGAAACGGGGCAUUGAGUUUUUAAUAUUGGUAUUAUAACCUUUGUUAUUAUUUUAUUAUCACAAUUUAUUAAACUUCUGGGGUUUUAAUUAGCAGGGGACUCUUCAGAUUUUCCAUUCCAGGUGAAGCUGUUUGAGAGAAUGCCAAGAGUGUGCAAAGCUGUCAUCAAGGCAAAGGGUGGCUAUUUGAAGAA